AAGAAAACAAGACAACCGAAAAUAUUUUGAUUUCUUUUCGAUCGAGGGAAAGAGACAUAACAUAAAUAGAGAGAAGGAAAGAAAGAGAUAUACAAUUGGCUUGUGUAACUCAUUCGUUUUCGUGAACGGCACAGGUUUAAAUGGACGAAACAGCAGCUAAUGUUGAAAAUAACAAUGACCAAGAGGAUCCAAAAAUAUCUUUGGAGAUUCCACGGGAAACUCCGGACGAUUCAAAUUUCGAUAUAGACAAUUUCGAUUUCAGGAGAUUGAGCCUGAGUCAACAAACUAUUAUCAGUAUUCACGAUGUCAGCUAUAUCGUUAAGACCAGAAGCCUACCAUUAUGUGGGAAGUUUAAAGAGAAAAUUAUCUUAUCAAAUAUUUCUGGAAUUUUUCCAUCUGGCAUGAAUGCUAUUAUGGGACCAACAGGCAGUGGGAAAUCCUCCUUGUUGAAUGUUAUAAGUGGUCAAAAAAAUCCAGCUGGAUUGUCAGGUACCUUAUUAAUCAAUGGCCGUUUACCACCAGUCAACUUCAAAUGUAAAGUUGGUUACGUAGAACAGGAUGAUGUCGUCAUGCCAACUCUCAGUGUGAAAGAAAACUUGUUGUUUUCUGCAGCCCUUCGUUUGCCUGCUUCAUUUUCAUCAGAAAUCCGUAAAGAAAGGGUGGAUACAUUGAUAGAAGAAUUAGGGCUCUCUGACGUGGCUGACUCCAGAGUUGGCAGUGAAUUAAUACGAGGUAUUUCAGGUGGUGAACGAAAAAGGACUUGUAUUGGUUUGGAACUAAUCACUUCUCCACAGAUUUUGUUUCUUGAUGAACCAACCACUGGUCUUGAUUCCAGUACAGCAUACAGUGUUAUGCAUCUUCUAAAAAAGUUAUCCGAGAAAGGAAAGAAUAUAAUUUUUUCCAUCCAUCAACCACGUUAUUCAAUCUAUAAUUUAUUUGAUAAUAUCACAUUAUUAUACAAUGGAGUUCUUGCCUUUCAAGGACCAAGAAAUGAGGCACUAAGCUAUUUUGAAAGCAUAGGUUACAUUUGUGAAGAACACAACAAUCCAACUGAUUUCUUUCUAGAUGUCAUCAAUGAAGAAACUUCAGAUCAUGAACCCAAUCUAACACUGGCAGAUCAAGAGAUUUCCAAAACUAAGAAGUUUCAAGAUUAUUUCAGAAAAUCUAUUUACUACAAACGUUUGACUGAAACUACUGCUAUCAUAGAGGAGGAAUUUGAAGAAUACUGUAAAACUUCUAGUCUUAAAAGACAUGUACGAGAGCCCUACAGAGCGUCAUUUUUUAGACAGUUGGAAAUUGUUAGUAUACGGGCUUUGAAGAAUUUGUGGCGUAAUCCUGAAGCAUCAAGUUUACUCAUAAUGAUUACCAUCUUAUUUGCUGUUGUUAUUGGUUUAAUCUACUUUCAAUUGGAUGAUUCAAGAAUGGGGCUGCAGAAUAGGAAUGGUGUCAUCUUCUUCAUUAUUGUGAAUCAAAUGUUCUCCAGCUUGUCUGCACUUGAUCUCUUUCUUAAAGAACGCGUACUUUUCGUUCGUGAGAAUUCCCGUGGUUUCUAUCGUUGUUCAUCCUAUUUCUUGGCCAAAGUAACAUGUGACAUUGUACCCAUGCGAAUUCUUCCAGUUACAAUAUUUUGUAUCAUUACAUACUUGAUGAUUGGAUUCAAGAAAGAUGUAAACCACUUUUUCGUAUAUUACAUAACUGUCUUUUUCACCACAAUAACAGCUUCCUGUGUUUCCUUUGCUAUAAGCUCUGGUGUGAGUGCUUUUGCAGUUGCAAACACUCUUAUUGGUCUCGUUUUCGUUUUUAUGAUGCUUUUUAGUGGAUUCCUUGUGCAUAUAGAUUCUUUACCCAAACAUUUCCAAUGGAUCAAAUAUUUAAGUCUUACCCGUUAUGGAACUGUUCUACUAUCAAUCAAUGAACUAAAGGGCAUGACCUUCUGUCCCAUUAUCCAAGGAGUCAAAAAUUGUAAUGUAAGUGUCAUAAGAGGCAAUGACUACCUUGAAGAGCAGAGUAUUGAGUACAGUGAACCAUGGGAUCUCUGGCAUAAUCUUCUUGGUUUCUUCUUUAUGAUUAUAGUCUCUUUGGUUAUUGCAUACAUAACAUUGCUUCGUAUAAACAAAAUGAAGUGAAUAAAUAAUAAUGAUAAUAUGUG
This is a messenger RNA of Octopus sinensis (East Asian common octopus), 2149 nucleotides long. RefSeq names its product broad substrate specificity ATP-binding cassette transporter ABCG2-like. The coding region runs from base 141 to 2126 and encodes 661 amino acids. Gene Ontology annotation, cellular component: plasma membrane. The transcript has 17 exons. Lineage: Eukaryota; Metazoa; Mollusca; Cephalopoda; Octopoda; Octopodidae. Gene Ontology annotation, molecular function: ABC-type transporter activity; ATP hydrolysis activity; ATP binding. The record is from RefSeq and is a predicted model, not a curated record.